AUGUCCCUUUUCGUAUCAAAGCUUGAUUUCUCAAAGCCCUACCCAAAGCCAAAGAGAAGAACUGGUGGCUGCAAGCCGUUAAACCCUUUCCCAGUCAAGCUCUACAAGAUGAUUAUGCACUUGGCCGAAAGGGGGCAGGAUGACAUUGUCAGCUGGGGACCUGGAGGCGCUUCCUUCCUUGUCCAUGACACUGAACGUCUCGUGUCCGAAGCCUUGCCUACUUAUUUCAACCAAACAAAGUAUAAGUCGUUCCAAAGACAACUGAAUUUUUAUGGCUUUGAACGCAUCUUGGAGGGCCCUCUCGAAGGAUCCUACUGGCACCCCAUGUUCCGCAGAGGACAAGAGCAAAUGUGCCGCAAUAUUGAUCGUAAAGAUCAGAAGCAAACGAAAUGCAAGUCUUCCGUUCCCCGAAUGAUACUAGGUCUCCAAGAUAUCAUCAUUCCCAGACACACUUCUGAAGUAGCACAAGAUGCUGAGUUAAUGAAGGCCCCCGAACCACAACAACAUAAAUGCAGCCGAAUAUCGUUCGAGAACCUUUCCGACAUGAAUAUGGAACGCAUUGAAUUGGAACCUGCUUCACUCAUGCUUCAAAAGAGCAUGUUCACAUUGGAGCCCAAGCCCUUUCCGCCACACGAAAGCAUCCUCGCCAACGGACAACAUUUUUACAACUUUGGCAAGUCCUUUUUCGUUGUUGAAAACGACUUGGGCGAACUACUUUCAAAGCACGCUACUAUUUAA
This is a messenger RNA of Cylindrotheca closterium, 738 nucleotides long. NCBI's taxonomy places the organism in Eukaryota, Bacillariophyta, Bacillariophyceae, Bacillariales, Bacillariaceae. The record is from the annotation of a GenBank genome assembly.